GCGUCUGUUCAACCCGAAGUUUGCUCAUCGCCUUAACCUAGGCGAUCUCAUGAAAUGCAUUGAUUCUUAGACUGCGUUGGUUUGCAUUGCAGCGAUCGCGUGCACUCACGGGAGAAGUUUAUGAAUUGCCGCACUGAGGGAAUUGGGUAUUUUGUGGCGUAGCCUCGUAGGCGAUGGGUGUCCAUGGAGCUAAUGGGACACAACCCUUGGAGUGUAUCGACAUGGCCUCUCCGGAUAAGCACUCCAAUGCAGCUCGAGUCCGGAAGGCGUGUGUGACCUCCGGGUUCUUCUACAUCGUGAACCAUGGAGUGGACCCGGUAUUGUUAGAAGAGGUUUUUACACAGAGCAAAAAUUUCUUUUCUCUACCAUUGGAGGAAAAGAUGAAAGUGAUCCAUGAUAAGAAUCACCGAGGUUACACACCUUUUGAGGAGGAGAUUCUGGACCCAGACACUCAAUCGAAAGGUGAUUCGAAGGAGGGUUACUACGUCGGGGUUCCAAUCCCGGAAAGUGAUCCACGUUCAAGGAAGCCUUUGCAUGGACCCAAUCAGUAUCCUUCCCCGGAUGUGCUACCAGGAUGGCAGGAGACCAUGGAUCAUUAUCAUAGCGAACUCAUAAAGCUAUCGAAAAGAGUGUCUCGGUUGAUUGCUUUGGCACUCAACCUUGAAGAGACUUACUUCGAGAAGCCAGGCAUCACUGAUGAUCCUAUGGCAAGUUUGCGACUUCUUCAUUAUUCCGAUGAGAAAUCAAAUGUUGAACUUGGAAUAUAUGGAACUGGUGCUCAUUCUGAUUAUGGCCUGAUUACUCUUCUUGCUACGGACGACGUGCCUGGUCUCCAGAUUUGCAGGGAUAAAACUGCAGUACCCCAGGUUUGGGAGGAUGUCCCACCAAUGAAGGGGGCUUAUAUUGUGAAUUUGGGAGACAUGCUUGAAAGAUGGAGUAACGGACUCUUCCGUUCAACUCUUCACCGAGUCGUAAGCCAGGGAAUUGAGCGAUACUCGAUACCCUUCUUCUUUGAGCCCAAUUAUGACUGUUUAGUGGAGUGCCUUCCAACUUGUUGUUCAGAGAACAACCCUCCCAAGUAUCCACCCAUGACAAGUGGAAACCACCUUUUGAGCAAGUACAAACAGACUCACAAAGGGUUUGUUUCUGACCAGAAACUUGGAUCCUCAGAUAGUUGAAGGUCGAUAGUGUAAAACUACAGUUUCAUGUCCGAUGAGCUCUAGCUCAUGUAAUGAAGAUCUGGUUAGUUGCCUACUUUUUUUUAGUUGAGUAAAUAUUCCUAUGUCCACAUACUAUACUCAUUAUUCUCUACCACUUCUAAAUUCAUAAAAUAAUGCAUUUGUAUUGAAAAUUCCUUAUGAUUGAAUAUAAUUAAACAAAGAAUGACCAUUUGCAAGA
Messenger RNA from Physcomitrium patens, 1398 nucleotides. Its product is annotated as azadirone synthase LFS. The record is from RefSeq and is a predicted model, not a curated record. NCBI's taxonomy places the organism in Eukaryota, Viridiplantae, Streptophyta, Bryopsida, Funariales, Funariaceae.